Messenger RNA from Colias croceus (clouded yellow), 1180 nucleotides. RefSeq lists its product as uncharacterized. The record is from RefSeq and is a predicted model, not a curated record. Bases 85 to 1029 code for a protein of 314 amino acids. The transcript is spliced from 6 exons. NCBI's taxonomy places the organism in Eukaryota, Metazoa, Arthropoda, Insecta, Lepidoptera, Pieridae.
CUUAGUACUUACUUAAUAAAUUAUAUCAGGGUCUCAUUCGUAUGUGAUGGUUUCGCUGAGAUAGACGUGCUGUGAUUCAAUAAAAUGUUACAUAUUAAGUGUUGCUUUGUGUUAUUAUGUGUCCACAUUAUAUUCUCUUCUGGGCAACCUCGAAUGAAGUUCUUUCGUAAGGACUAUCAUUUUAUAGAGUCGACGGGCAGUUUUUAUAAAAUACAAACGAUACACAAAAAUUGGGACAAAGCGAAAGAAAAAUGCGAAAUGGAGGGAGCUACACUAUUUUAUCCUGAUGAUGAUGAUGAAGCCGAAGCAGUGCUGUCGUUCUGGAAUGAAACGCAACCUUUUUCGUGGGUUUUUAUUGGUGUCUCCGCCCUAAACGUUCCCGAAGUUUUUGAAACUGUUGAUGGUAUUCCUAUAGCCGAAGUGUAUGACAGAUGGGGUCCAGGCGAACCCAAUAAUGCGGGUGGUAAAGAAAGCUGUGUUAUAUUGCGUAGAGACGGCACUCUCAACGACGACCAGUGCAGUAGAUCCUACCCUUAUAUUUGCAAGAAGACUUUGGGAUCUCUUGAAUGGAACAACGUGUGUGACAUACCUGAUACCAAAUAUGAAUACAGUGAAAAGCUGGGCAGAUGUUAUAAGUUCCAUUCGACUCCCAUGAACUGGACUGAGGCGUAUGUCGUCUGCAGCGCAGAACAGUCAUAUUUAGCCAUCAUAGAUAGUCAAGAAGAAGCUGAUUAUUUAGCAAACAUAACAAAUAAUGCUAAUAAAGAUGUAGGCGGCGAUUUCCUGAGAGGCGCCGUACAUUUAGGUUUUGUUCAAAGAAAUGAGUGGCGAUCAAUAAAAGGGAUGCCAUUCAAAUCUCUGGGAUACACCAGAUGGGGAAAUGGCCAGCCAGAUGGCGGGGAGAGAGAAAAGUGUGGAUCAAUGUUCUAUAACGGCAAACUAAAUGACAUAAACUGUAAUGUAAAAUGUUUCUUCAUAUGCGAGCAUGAAAUAUCCUUCCUCGAAUCUGCGAUCAAUCCGAGGAAGUGAUGGCGGCCGUUAGAUCGAUGAAAUAAUAUAUCGUCAAAUAUGUCGGGAAGUAAUGCUUUCCCGAAUGUGAUAUCUACGUUCCAUAUCAUUACACAUAUCCAAAUAAAUACUGUAAGAUCUCUAUUUUAUAUUGAAAUAAAUUAUUGAAGUU